AAACCCCUCCUUCCGCCCUCCCCUGAUGCAUAAAAACCACAGUAUAAUCUCCAUUGUUUUUACAAAUGGGUGAAAUUUUUCUAUCUGUUUUGGUGUUCCUUCUCACUCUGUUUUUAUUAUCGUACAUUUCUUUAAAGAGAAACAAGAGAAGAGGAGGAAGAGGAGAAGAAGAAGCCCAGCUUCCCCCUGGUUCCUUGGGCUGGCCUUAUAUUGGAGAAACCCUUCAACUCUAUUCUCAAGACCCAGAUUUUUUCUUCGCCGCCAAGCAGAAAAGGUAUGGGGAGAUAUUCAAGACGCAUAUUCUUGGCUGUCCGUGUGUGAUGCUGGGCAGCCCGGAGGCGGCGCGGUUUGUGCUGGUGACGCAGGCUCACUUGUUUAGGCCAACUUACCCCAAAAGUAAAGAGCGUUUGAUCGGCCCAUCUGCUCUGUUUUUUCACCAAGGUCACUACCAUUUGCGCCUCAGGAAGCUGGUCCAGAACGCCCUGUCUUUGGACGCCAUCCGUAACUUGGUGCCCGACAUCGACUCCGCCGCCGACUCCGCUCUCGACUUGUGGCCCACCCGCCCCGUCAUUCACACCUUUCACGAAAUGAAAAAGAUAUCAUUUGAAGUGGGGAUAUUGGCCAUUUUUGGGCAUCUAGAAGCUGGUUACAGAGAUGAUCUUAAGAAAAACUACAGCAAAUUGGAUGCAGGCUACAACUCUUUUCCGACAAACAUUCCCGGAACCCCAUACAAAAAAGCACUCUCAGCAAGAAAGCGACUAAGUAAAAUCAUAAGUGAGGUGAUUAGAGAGAGGAGGGAGAAGAAGGUGGGCGAGAAGGAGGAUCUGUUAGGGUGCCUUCUGAACUCCAUAGAUGAAGAAGGAGAAGUUUUAAGCGAGGCCCAAAUUGCAGAUAAUAUAAUUGGAGUUCUUUUUGCUGCUCAGGACACCACAGCCAGCGUCAUGAGUUGGAUUGUCAAAUACCUCCACGAUCACCCCAAGCUUCUUCAUGCUGUCAAGGUUGAGCACAAAGGAAUUCGACAAUCAAAUUGUGAAAAUAAUAGAAGCUUAAGUUGGGUUCAAACUAGAAACAUGCCAAUCACUUACAAGAUGGUAUUGGAGAGUUUGAGAAUGGCGAGUAUUAUAUCAUUCACUUUCAGAGAGGCUGUUGCUGAUGUGGAAUAUAAAGGAUACUUGAUUCCAAAAGGUUGGAAAGUGAUGCCUUUGUUCCGAAACAUCCAUCACAGUCCAGAAUAUUUCACCGAUCCUCACAAAUUUGACCCUUCCAGAUUCGAGGUUGCGCCAAAACCCAAUACAUUUAUGCCAUUUGGCAGUGGAGUUCACGCCUGCCCUGGAAAUGAACUUGCCAAGCUGGAAAUCUUGAUUGUGAUUCAUCAUCUAGUCACUAAGUUCAGGUGGGAAUUGGUUGGUUCGCAAAACCGGGUCCAGCAUAGUCCAUUUCCCGUUCCCUUUCAGGGCCUUCCAGCCAGAUUUUGGAAGAUGACCCAUCAGCAGCCGAUACACACCAAAAUGGGCCCGGACUAAGUGGACCGAUUUUCCAAUCAAUCCCAAAGUUCAAGCCCAAGACCAAGCCCAAGCCCAACUCUUUUUUCUCUUUUUGUUUAAUUUUCAGUUAAUUUAUUUUAUUAGCUCGGUUUUUCCCCUUAGCUUGGUUAGGACCGUCCCAACCCAAAGUCACGAGGACAGCAAGAUGUCCUUGUACACUGUCAUUUCAAGAAUCAAGUACAUGCCCAUAGAAGGAUAUGAAAAUAAUUUAAUUGGUCAAUAUAUUACUUACUUUUUUAGAAGUCGAACGUUCGAAACUCUCAAUGUUUUAUUGUACUAAAAAAAUAUAUGUAUAUAUAAUCAACAUCUACUAAUAUUUACGUGGUGAUGUUAAA
Messenger RNA from Momordica charantia (bitter melon), 1879 nucleotides. Its product is annotated as abscisic acid 8'-hydroxylase CYP707A1. NCBI's taxonomy places the organism in Eukaryota, Viridiplantae, Streptophyta, Magnoliopsida, Cucurbitales, Cucurbitaceae. Gene Ontology annotation, molecular function: (+)-abscisic acid 8'-hydroxylase activity; iron ion binding; heme binding. The record is from RefSeq and is a predicted model, not a curated record. Gene Ontology annotation, biological process: sterol metabolic process.